Molecule: messenger RNA, 273 nt
Organism: Dictyostelium discoideum AX4
Lineage: Eukaryota; Evosea; Eumycetozoa; Dictyosteliales; Dictyosteliaceae
Exons: 1
Coding region: 1-273 (90 amino acids)
Source: RefSeq, a predicted model, not a curated record
AUGGCUGAUGAUCACUCAACUGAAUUACAGUUAAAUCAUACAGAUAACAACACAACCAAUACAAAUAAUACCUCCACAACCUCAACAACAAAAAACAAAAGCGCAAAAAUCUACACACCUAAAAAACAAACCCCAACAAACCAACUCUCACUAAACAAAGGACUUGAUAAUCAAUUAGAUAUCAUUACACCUCCAUCAAUCACAAGACCACUCUCUUUCUUAGAAAAAAACAAUAAUAUAUUUUUUUUUUUUUUUUUUUUUUUUUUGAUUUGA